GCGCAGGAGCCAGCAGCUCGAAGGGGAAGGCAGUGGCAGAGAGUGGAGGGGCAGAGAAAACCGCUGUUUUUAUGUUUCCACUUGAGUGGCACUGUGACAGACCCUGCAAUGCACUCGGAGCCAGAAACUGUUUGCAAUGUAGCUAUCAGCUUUGAUCGUUGCAAGAUUACCUCAGUGACCUGUAGCUGUGGAAACAAGGACAUAUUUUACUGUGCCCAUGUUGUGGCACUCUCUUUAUACCGGAUCCGCAAGCCAGAUCAGGUCAAACUGCAUCUUCCCAUUUCAGAGACACUGUUUCAAAUGAACAGAGACCAACUACAAAAAUUUGUUCAGUAUUUGAUCACAGUGCACCACACAGAAGUUUUGCCAACUGCUCAGAAAUUAGCAGAUGAAAUUCUUUCUCAGAAUUCAGAAAUCAAUCAAGUCCAUGGUGCUCCUGACCCAACAGCAGGUGCUAGCAUAGAUGAUGAAAACUGCUGGCAUUUGGAUGAGGAACAGGUCCAAGAACAGGUUAAACUCUUCCUCUCCCAGGGUGGAUACCAUGGAUCAGGGAAGCAACUCAAUUUGCUUUUUGCAAAGGUGCGAGAGAUGCUGAAGAUGAGAGAUUCAAAUGGAGCUCGCAUGUUGACGUUGAUAACAGAACAGUUCAUGGCUGACCCUCGUCUGUCGCUUUGGACACAACAAGGAACUGCAAUGACUGACAAGUAUAGGCAACUCUGGGAUGAACUGGGUGCUCUGUGGAUGUGUAUAGUCUUAAAUCCCCACUGCAAGUUGGAGCAGAAGGUCAGUUGGCUAACACAGCUGAAAAAAUGGAAUGCAGAACAUGUUCCUACAGCCUGUGCGAGGGUGGAUGCGUUACGAUCUCAUGGAUGCCCACAAGAAGCACUGAGGCUAGCCAUAGCUAUUGUUAAUACACUAAGAAGGCAGCAGCAGAAACAGCUGGAAAUGUUCCAGGCUCAGAAGAAAGAACUUCUUCAAAUAGGAGUAACCUCAAUAACAAAUCUUGAAGGUUGGGUGGGACAUCCUUUGGAUCCAAUUGGCACCCUCUUCAGUAGCCUGAUUGAAGCCUGCAGGGUAGAUGAUGAGAGCUUCCAUGGAUUCUCAGACUUCACAGAGAACAUGGGGCAAUGCAAAUCUCUGGAGUACCAGCACCUGCCUGCACACAAGUUUUUACAAGAAGGGGAAUCAUAUUUAACGCUGGCUGUGGAAGUAGCAUUGAUAGGGCUGGGACAGCAACGAAUAAUGCCAGAUGGCUUGUAUGCACAAGAGAAGGUUUGUCGAAAUGAGGAACAGCUCAUUUCUAAACUACAGGAAAUUGAAUUGGAUGAUACUCUGGUGAAGAUUUUUCGAAAACAAGCAGUCUUCCUAUUAGAAGCUGGACCAUAUAGUGGUUUAGGUGAAGUCAUCCAUCGAGACAGUGUUCCAAUGCACACAUUUGCCAAGUAUCUCUUCACCUCUCUCCUACCUCAUGAUGCUGAAUUGGCAUUCAAAAGUGCACUGAGAGCCAUGCGGUUGCUAGUAUUGGAAUCAAUGGCUCCUUUGGGAGAUACAUCCCGUCCACACCAUAUUGCAUCAGUUGUUCCAAACCGGUAUCCCCGCUGGUUCACCCUAAGUCACAUCGAAUCCCAGCAGUGUGAGCUGGCAUCUACCAUGUUGACAGCAGCCAAAGGUGAUGUUCAGAGGCUGGAAACAGUGUUAGAAUCCAUUCAGAAAAAUAUCCACUCCUCAUCACACAUCUUCAAACUUGCCCAGGAUGCAUUUAAAAUAGCAACACUCAUGGACAGCUUGCCAGAUAUCACUCUUCUGAAAGUUUCUCUGGAGUUGGGCCUUCAG
Pyrgilauda ruficollis (rufous-necked snowfinch) is the source of this 1833-nucleotide messenger RNA. Its product is annotated as zinc finger SWIM domain-containing protein 6-like. NCBI's taxonomy places the organism in Eukaryota, Metazoa, Chordata, Aves, Passeriformes, Passeridae. The transcript is spliced from 11 exons. Gene Ontology annotation, cellular component: Cul2-RING ubiquitin ligase complex. Gene Ontology annotation, molecular function: zinc ion binding. The record is from RefSeq and is a predicted model, not a curated record. The annotation marks the transcript as partial.